Entamoeba dispar SAW760 is the source of this 1164-nucleotide messenger RNA. RefSeq lists its product as uncharacterized. The coding region runs from base 1 to 1164 and encodes 387 amino acids. Lineage: Eukaryota; Evosea; Mastigamoebida; Endamoebidae. The transcript has a single exon. The record is from RefSeq and is a predicted model, not a curated record.
AUGUCAGUUGAAACUAUUCAACAUCAAAAUCAAUCAAACACUAUGGAAGAAGAAACAACUAAAGAUACUUCAUCAAUUACAACAAUUCCACAAUCACCUAGUCAAAAUCAAACAAAUGGUACUUCAUCACAAUUAACACAAAAUGAUAAGACUGAUACUCUUAGUUAUUUAAACACAAUGAAAUAUACUAAAACUAGACAAUAUUUAGAACAUCUUAUGCAAAAUAUAAAUAACAUACCUAAUACUUGGUAUAUUAAUAAUCAAUUAAUUUAUGUUCCUAUUCCUGAUUCAAUACAAGAUUUUAAACAUGACUCUAUUUCAAAUCAAGUUAAAAAUUAUCUAAAUACAUUGAUUAAUAAUGAUGACGAUAAUGGAAUAAAUAAAAGAAUGCAAAAAUUGGUUCAAAUUCUUAGUACCAACUUUAAAAAUAUUUAUAACUCUAUUCAGUAUUCUAUUACUUAUUAUGUACAAGCAUUCAUGAAUUAUAUUUCAUCAAUAUUAAGCAGAUCAAUAAUGAAUUGGGAUCUUAAAGGAAUGUUUUAUUUAAUUAAUAAUAAUGAUUAUGAAUAUAUUAAUAAUCCAUUAGGGAUAUUAUGUGAUAAUCUAAUUUUAUCAAUUCAACGUUCAAUUAUUGUUAAAAAUGCUAAAUCAAAAACUGGAAGUAAAACAUUUAAUAUUGAAAAUGAAUAUAAACAAGCUACUCAAAUUGGUGGAAAACAAUAUAUACGUCUUGCUGGUUUACGUGAUGAUAUUUCAAAUAAUAACGGAUUUAGUAAAUCAUUAAAUGAUGGAAGAAGAAAACAAAAAUCAUCAAAAUAUGAAAAAACACAAAGGAAAUUUUCAUUUCAUUCAUUCUUUAUUCUAGGAAUGACUAAAAAUCAAAUUAUUCAACAAACAUUAUUUAAUGGAAAAGAAGGAGCAAGUGCUUUAGCUCAUUUAAUAAAAGCAAAAGUAAUUCCUGAUUGUGUAAGUUCAAUAUGGGUAUGUUGUGUUGAUAAAAGAUAUGAAAAUGGAAGAAAUGGUAAAUUUUCUGUAUCUAAACAAAAUAUUACAUGGUCAGGUGGAAAACUUAAACCAGAUAUAGAUGAUGAAAAAGGAUUAACAAAAUAUUUAAUUAUUUAUUUAUGUGCUAAAGAUAAUGACUAUAUGAUUAAAAAACAAUAA